CGGUUUCCCUGGUGCCGCCGUGGCCGCCGCGGGAGCUGUCCAGUGCUGAAAACGGAUGCGGCCGGGCCGGCGAGGCUCAGACCAGAACCAGCCUCACCCAGCUGCUGGAAGCUCUGACGCAGGGCCCGGGGAGAGCAAGGAGCAGUGGGCUCCCGGCUGGCAUGGACCUGCAGAGACUCGACUCCUACCAGGGGGAACCUGGCCCCGACUUCAACGAGCAUGUCCUGCAUAAGACCAUCCUGGUGGGUGACAGUGGCGUGGGGAAAACAUCUCUGCUGGUUCAGUUCGACCAGGGCAAGUUCAUCCCAGGCUCCUUCUCGGCCACCGUGGGCAUCGGAUUCACAAACAAGGUGGUGACCGUGGAUGGUGUGAGGGUGAAGCUGCAGAUCUGGGACACUGCAGGGCAGGAGCGCUUCCGCAGUGUCACCCACGCCUACUACAGAGAUGCCCAGGCCUUGCUCCUGCUCUAUGACAUCACCAACAAAUCUUCCUUUGACAACAUCAGGGCCUGGCUCACUGAGAUUCAUGAGUAUGCCCGGAGGGAUGUGGUGAUCGUGCUGCUAGGCAACAAGGCGGAUGUGAGCAGCGAAAGGGUGAUCCGCUCAGAGGACGGAGAGACUCUGGCCAGGGAAUAUGGCGUUCCCUUCAUGGAGACCAGCGCCAAGACGGGCAUGAAUGUGGAGUUAGCCUUCCUGGCCAUUGCCAAGGAGCUGAAACACCGCGCAGGGAGACAAGCUAACGAGCCCAGCUUCCAGAUCCGAGAUUACGUGGAGUCUCAGAAAAAACGCCCCAGCUGCUGCUCCUUUGUGUGACUCCCAAGGGGCUGAGAAGAGGCCCCAGAGGCCCUCGGGAUAUAGCUGUGUCCCCAGCACUGGCUUAUUGUGAGCGGCGGAGUCAGGAGGUCUCACACACAGUCUUUUAGCCUGGGCAGCUGUCUCAUAGGUCCCACCCCUUUUCCGGUAGCUUCCUGUAUUCUGGGGAAAGGCAAACUAUUUUAUCUCAUUUUAUCUUAAGGAUACAUAACUUAAUACCAAAAAAAGAAAAAAGUAAUAAGAUGCCCAGAAAACUAAGAUAGGGACCUGGCAGUCCUUUUGCCUUCUUGAACUCAGAGCUAGGAUCUGAGAGGGUGGGCCUCCCUCCUAGCAACAAGAGUGGUUAUAGCCCCAGCUCUGUGUCAGGGGACACUACUGGCCCUGUGAGAGCUGCUAGUGACCCCCACACCAUCCUCCCUUCAUUUGGAAAGACUAAACAGCCCUCGCCUUCACUUCUUCCAGCUCCCUAGGGCAUGCUCUUCCCCAGUAAAUUUCACUGGGAGCUUAGACAUUGGGGAAGACAGUUGUAGAGAUUAAGAGGGGCCAUCUUCCGGGGGCACAAAUGGAGCAGUAGUAGAGACUAGGGUCUGUUCUUCGCUACCUCUGGCCUUCUGACCCCUUCCUGGAGAUAUACCCCCUCCCCUCCAGCAUCCAAGCACUCUGGAGCACCUGGAAACUUUGGUUCCUGUUUCCCAGACCUCAGAUCCCAGAGGAAGCCCUCCCUACCACGUUGUCUCAUCUGCCUUUCAACUUGUGUCUCUAGAUACCUGAGGUAAUUAGAAAAAGGUCUUUCUUCCCUUUCCAGUCCUUUGGAGGGUGAGCAACCCCACAGCUACUUCUUCAAGCAGCAGGGGUGCUUAGCUCCCUGGAUAAAGAGCUGGACAGGGGAUGGCAAAAUAGCUCAGUGCACCACAGUGCCGAGCCCAGCCCCCAGGCUCUCUAAGAC
Messenger RNA from Octodon degus (degu), 1758 nucleotides. It is a transcript of the gene Rab37, whose product is annotated as RAB37, member RAS oncogene family. Gene Ontology annotation, biological process: regulation of exocytosis; protein secretion. NCBI's taxonomy places the organism in Eukaryota, Metazoa, Chordata, Mammalia, Rodentia, Octodontidae. Gene Ontology annotation, molecular function: GTP binding; GTPase activity. Gene Ontology annotation, cellular component: Golgi apparatus; endosome. The record is from RefSeq and is a predicted model, not a curated record. The coding region runs from base 162 to 812 and encodes 216 amino acids. The transcript has 9 exons.